AUGGAUCCCUACUCGGCCGAAGGCGAGCUGAUCAACAUCCACAACCACUUCCACCAGGGCCAAUACCAGGAGGUCAUCGAUUAUGACACUUCUUCGCUCUCCUCCGAGAACGCCCUCCCCGCCCGCGUCCUAGUCCUCCGGUCCCGCAUCGCUCUCGGCCAGUCUGCAGAGGUCCUGGCUGAGCUCAAGGGCGAGAAGAAGCCCGAGCUGGCGGCCCUCGGUGCCUACGCCCAAUUCGAGACGGGCAAGACGGAGGAGGCGGUUGCGACGAUCCAGAAGCUCGUCGAGACCGAGGGAGAGAAUGCGACUGUGCAGAUUAUCGGAGGCACCGUCCUGCAAGCGGCUGGCCUGCCAGAGGAGGCCCUGACGCUGCUGUCGCAACACCAAGGAAGCCUCGAUGCCGUCGCCCUCAUUGUACAGAUCCAUCUGCAACAGAACCGAAACGACCUGGCCCUGAAGGAGGUCGCUGCGGCCAGGAGGUGGGCUCAGGACAGCUUGCUUGUCAACCUGGCCGAGUCUUGGGUUGGCCUGCGCCAGGGCGGCGAGAAGUAUCAGCAGGCGUUCUACGUUUUCGAGGAGCUCGCUCAAGCACCAGCAACAUCGUCCACCAUCUCGCUCGUGUCGCAAGCUGUGGCUGAGUUGCACCUUGGACGCACCGAGGAGGCGCAGGCGGCGCUUGACCAGGCUCUGGAGAAGGACGGCAACAAUGCCGAGGCCAUCGCUAACCUGCUGGUUCUCACUGUCAUCGCAGGCCAGGACCCGACGGAGCUCACAACCAAGCUCCAAGCGGCAGACGCAAAACAUCCUUUCCUCGCGGACCUCGAGGAGAAGAGUGCCCUGUUCGACAAGGCGGCUACCAAGUACAGCGCCAAGGUAUCAGCAUAG
Verticillium alfalfae VaMs.102 is the source of this 885-nucleotide messenger RNA. RefSeq names its product coatomer subunit epsilon. Gene Ontology annotation, molecular function: structural molecule activity; protein binding. The record is from RefSeq and is a predicted model, not a curated record. Gene Ontology annotation, biological process: intra-Golgi vesicle-mediated transport; retrograde vesicle-mediated transport, Golgi to endoplasmic reticulum; endoplasmic reticulum to Golgi vesicle-mediated transport. Gene Ontology annotation, cellular component: COPI vesicle coat. NCBI's taxonomy places the organism in Eukaryota, Fungi, Ascomycota, Sordariomycetes, Glomerellales, Plectosphaerellaceae. Bases 1 to 885 code for a protein of 294 amino acids. The transcript is spliced from 4 exons.